UUCCUGGAGACUGCCUCGUCCCCCUGGCCAUGCGAGAGAGCAGCGCGAGAAACCGCGAGCGAGCGGGGCGAGAGGUUGAUGGGAGAGCAGCUUGUGCCUGCAUUUCCUUCCGUUCGGCUCGAGAAAUUGUUCCAGGAACGCAGGAACAAGUAUGCCGAACGCAGCUGUGUGCUGGCGUCCCCUAUGCCGUCUCGAGGUCGGUUCGUACCUCAAAUUUAGACAUCAGCUUGAGAAUACCAGCAUGGAAGAAUCCCCUCUGGUUUCUAUUCGGAGUCUUCUCAUCCCUUUUCAGGCGUCGUUGAUUGGCCCUAAUGCUUGAUCUUAGAUAAUUUCCCUAUGGGGCUCAAGGUUCUUGUGGUGGAUGAUGACAACGCCUCCUUGUCACUAGCAAAGAACUUGCUUCUUUGUUGUGGAUAUGAUGUUACAACUUGCUCUCAAGCUGCAGAAGCAAUAUUUCUUCUGCAGGAAAACCAUGGAUUUGAUCUGAUAAUGACUGAUUUCUGUAUGACUGACAUGGAUGGAUUCAAGUUGUUUGAAUUAGCUGGUUUUAAUAUGCAUCUACCCAUUAUCAUGCUGUCUGCUGAUUCAAGAUUUGAGUAUGUGAUCAAAGGAUUAAACCAUGGAGCCUGUGGAUUUUUAUGUAAACCUUUACGCUUGGAAGAGAUGCAAACCAUUUGGCAGUUUGUUAUCAAAAGAAAGUGGCCCAGAAACGAAGUAUCAGAGUGUUAUGGUUUUCUAAAGGUUCAUAAUUAUGAGGGCAAUAGGUGCUCCACUGGUGGUACUGGAAAUGCUUCUACAAUGAACACUUUGACCAAUACGUUCAUGAGAAGCAAAGAAAAGAAAAAUCAAGAUAAAGAAGAUAGUGAACCUGAUAAUAUGGAGCCUCCAUCAAAGAAACAACGAUUAGCUUGGUCAUUGGAACUUCAUAAGAAGUUUGUAAAUGCUGUUAAUCUGAUUGGCAUAGACAGGGCUGUGCCCAAGAGAAUCCUAGAUGUGAUUAAUGUUCCUGGUCUAACUAGAGCAAUGGUUGCAAGUCACUUGCAGAAAUUCAGGUUACAGCUGAAGAAAUUGAAUGGAAUAGCUGAAUACAACGCUGAACUUGGAAAGUUUCUACUAUGUGCUUCCAUGAAUGCAGAUUUCUCACAACUCAGAACACUUGAUAACCAAACUCUAUCAAUCUUAAGGAAAAUUACUCCAGAAGCCCUGACUGCCUUGCAAGACAUGUCUGCAAUUAGCCAAAAUAUCCAGCGGCAAGAUGCACAAGGGUCUAAUCCUGUUUUCCCCAUUCAUGGAACAUUAGAGAAAUCCACAGGAGAAUCUCCACUUAUUCCCUCCCUUCCCACUUGCAAUCUUGAAGUCGCAGGCUCUUCCAAUGCAAACAAUUUCCAAUGUUUGAAUGCUCAGUAUGAAAACAAUUUGACAGAAAUGGCACAACAGGAGCUAAAUGCUGUGGUGUCAGAAUCCUGUGAAACACUUAACCUUCAAAGUUCAGUAGCACCAAUUCAGUCAUCAAGUGUCCUUCAGGUUCAGCAGGUUAUUGAUAUGUUGGAUGAGAACUGUAUGGCUGCAUCUCUUCCAUCACCUACCACUCUACAACACAGCAUUACUCCUGUGAUUCCAAAUUCCUUUGCAACAUCAUCUGCUAACUUGCACACAGUGAACUGUCCUGCUAUGAUGAACCACUCCUCUAUGAUAGGCCACACUCAACCAAUUACAAGAAUGCUAGCUGGUGACAAUCUUGAUGAGAGUUUCAGUGCAUUUCAAUCCAAACAAUUCACCCAUUUCCAGCCAUCAACUAAUAUUGUAGCAGAAAACAUUCUUGAUACUGUGAACCAUAACAACCAUGCCUCGGGUGAAUGCAGUUCGAUCAGAGAUUAUAGCCAACUUUCAUUUCAACAAGAUAAUGCACCUAGAGUCACACCAAUAAUAACAGAUGUCCUGAAUGGCCCUUUGGACAAAAGCUUAUCCAUUCCUGGUUCAAGUUUCUCCUCUGAGCAAGUGCCAUUUCAUACUUAUGUCAGCAGUCGGUGGAGUAUUCCUGAAUAUGUAGGAUAUCCAUCAGGAUCAUUUUAUAUUGUUCCCAACUCCUGCAGCAAUGAAACAGAUAGGGUAGAUAUGAGGGAGUUGUUUGAUCAAAGGCAAUCAAGAAGUUCUGUUUCUAGUGGCGGAACCUGUUUUCUGAACCAGUUUCCAGUGGUGGAAACUGGAACACUGAGUGAUUGCUUAACCAAUGGUGACAGAUGCACUAGUCCAAAUGAAGAUGUGGAUCCACAUGAUCUUUCUGGAUAUGACAAAAUGACUUAAAUUCGACUUAUGCACCAGAAACUUUGAUUGAUUCUGUAAUUCUCCCCUUAUCUUCCAUGGAGUUGUUGAAUUAGAAGGUCAAUAAGGUCGACAGAUCGAAGUAGCUUUAUUUAGAUCCUUAUUGUUGCUCUACUACAAACUGGAUCAAGGGAUUUUAUUGUUGGCUAUGUUUCUUUCAAGGUGUUAAUUUGGAACUCUUUGAUAGCUUCAAGAACUUGUUGGCAAACUAUUCUGACUGUUUUCAGCUUGUUUGUUAAGGAAUUUGCUAUGGUUUUACUUAAGAAAUUUUCAUGCAAGUGGUUAUGAUGAUUUAAUGUGAC
Messenger RNA from Zingiber officinale, 2624 nucleotides. Its product is annotated as two-component response regulator ORR21-like. Gene Ontology annotation, biological process: phosphorelay signal transduction system; regulation of DNA-templated transcription; cytokinin-activated signaling pathway. Gene Ontology annotation, cellular component: nucleus. Bases 337 to 2304 code for a protein of 655 amino acids. Gene Ontology annotation, molecular function: DNA-binding transcription factor activity; DNA binding. NCBI's taxonomy places the organism in Eukaryota, Viridiplantae, Streptophyta, Magnoliopsida, Zingiberales, Zingiberaceae. The record is from RefSeq and is a predicted model, not a curated record. The transcript has 7 exons.